AUGUACCAAAGCCAGUUGCUGGAACUUCAUCAAAGACUAUUGUAUGCUGAAAAGGAAAAUAAAAAAAGAUCACACGAACUGAGCAGCGCCCUAGAUGAAAUUAAACGUGUAGUUGCAAAAAGAAUGAACUUGACAAAUCAUACAGAUGGUAUGAAGUGGCAAGUGUUAAACUUCACCAGAAAACUCCCCGUGCAUCUUACAAACAUGUACUACUAUCUACCUCACCUUCGAGAAUAUGAAGAUGCCAUUUUCCCAAAUGUUAUUUUUGGGCAACAGAGAACUGGAGUCUCACUGGUGAUGGGUAUUCCUACUGUGAAAAGGGAAAAACAACAUUAUCUGAUUAAUACGCUGCAUUCUCUACUGUACGAACUUUCUGAAGAGCAAAAGAACGACUGCAUAAUAAUCAUCUUUGUAGGAGAGGUGAAUGCAGAAUAUGUUAGCAGUGUUGCAGAAAGUGUUAAAACCAGCUUCCCCAAAGAAAUCCAGUCUGGAGUCCUAGAGGUUAUUUCUCCUCCUGCUUCUUAUUAUCCAGAACUUUCCAACCUGAAGAAAACAUUUGGGGAUUCAGAGGACAGAGUAAGGUGGAGAACUAAACAGAAUUUGGAUUAUAGCUUUUUAAUGCUAUAUGCCCAACCUAAGGGAACAUUUUAUUUACAGCUGGAAGAUGAUAUUAUAGCCAAACCUGAUUACAUUCAAAGUAUAAAAAACUUUGCUGCUGAACAGUCCCAAGAGUGGAUGAUUCUCGAGUUCUCCCAGCUUGGAUUUAUUGGAAAAUUGUUUAAAUCAGGAGACCUGCCACUCAUAGUGGAAUUUUUUCUCAUGUUCUAUAAAGAUAAGCCCAUAGACUGGCUUAUAGACCACCUGCUCUGGGUUAAAGUGUGCAAUCCAGAAAAGGAUGCAAUACACUGUGAAAAGGAAAAGGCAAAAUUACGUAUCCGUGCUAAACCAUCUCUGUUUCAGCAUGUGGGAAUUUAUUCUUCAUUGGCUGGGAAGAUACAGAAUUUGAAAGAUAAAGAUUUUGGCAAAAAUGUGCUACAUAAAGUACAUAAUAAUCCACCUGCAAAAGUGGAUACAAGCCUAAGAACAUACCAGCAAUAUACCUUGGAAAAAAUUUAUAAAGGAAAAGACUGUUUUUGGGCUUCAGCUCCAGUGGCAGGGGACUACAUCAGCUUCACCUUUUUAAGUCCACUAAAAGUCGAAAAGUACUUCUUCAGAAGUGGAAACAUGGAGCACCCUGGCGAUAAACUGUUUAACACUACCGUGGAAGUGUUGCCAGCUGAUGAAGUGCUAAGAAAAGAACUGGUUGACAAUGGAAGUAAAUUUAACUACCCAGCAACCAAAGACGGAUAUUUAAAAAUAGGGGCUUUUGAAAAUGGGAUUGCAGAAGGCAGUAUCAAUCAGUCAAUAGGAAAAAUACAGGCUAUUCGUUUAUCAGUCAAUUCUGAUUCUCCUGUGUGGGCAAUACUUAGUGAGGUACUUAUCAAGACAUCUGAAAACUGA
Molecule: messenger RNA, 1500 nt
Organism: Pygoscelis adeliae (Adelie penguin)
Lineage: Eukaryota; Metazoa; Chordata; Aves; Sphenisciformes; Spheniscidae
Gene: MGAT4D
Product: MGAT4 family, member D
Exons: 14
Coding region: 1-1500 (499 amino acids)
Biological process (GO): protein N-linked glycosylation
Cellular component (GO): endoplasmic reticulum; Golgi stack; endoplasmic reticulum-Golgi intermediate compartment
Molecular function (GO): acetylglucosaminyltransferase activity
Source: RefSeq, a predicted model, not a curated record